AUGCUCUUUGGCUAUGAUCAGGGUGUCAUGGGCGGUUUCCUUACCAGCGGUCCCUUUGAGAGGACGUUCCCCUCCAUCUCGUACGGCAACUCGCCGACCAUGCAAGGCUUUACGGUUGCCGUGUACGAAAUCGGUUGCGCUGCGGGAGCCCUCUCGGUCAUUCUCGGCGGCGAUGGGUUCGGACGGAGAAUCACCGUGAUGCUGGGGCAGACGAUUGUCAUCAUCGGGGCCAUUUUACAGGCGUCUGCCUUCACCCUGCCUCAUCUCAUUGUCGGGCGCAUUGUCACUGGCGUUGGAAAUGGCAUGGCGGUCGCGGUGCUGCCGACUUGGAACGGAGAGUGCUGCCGGGCAGCGAACCGAGGAAGGGCUGUGCUGUGGCAGCUCAACGUCAACAUUUUCGGCAUCUGCAUUGCGUACUGGGUCGACUACGGUGUCAACAAAUCCAACCUGACCGUCGAUACGGACUGGUCGUGGAGGUUCCCGCUGGCAUUGCAGAUCGUCUUUUCCAGCGCUACAAUCAUCUUGUCCAUGUUCCUUCCAGACUCUCCGCGCGCCUUGAUCAAGCAAGGCCGUCUCAAGGAAGCCCGUGAUGUUCUCGACAUGCUCUCGACCGUUGAGGAUCCCGUGGAACGCUCCGAAGCCACUGUGAGCCGAUCCCUUCAGACAAUCGCAAUGGCCAUUAUCGAGCGAAACCUCGAGGAAGAAGCUGCGAGAGACGGCAGCUGGGGUCAACUUUUCACCCAGGGCCGACCCAGAUUCUUCCAGCGGCUGGUUCUCGCCGUCGUGUCCCUCUGCAUGCUUCAGAUCAGUGGUGUCAACCUGAUUACCUACUAUGCGCCCGUCAUCUUCCAGAACACGCUGGGCAUGUCCCGAGACACGAGUCUGCUUGUCUCUGGAUUCAACGGUCUCGAAUACUGGCUCGCCACACUCAUCCCCAUCCCGCUCAUUGACCGUGUCGGACGUCGGCCAAUCAUGCUCUUUGCCGCUGUCGGGCAGUGUAUCAGCAUGGCUGUCCUGGCUGGAUGCAUCGCCUACCCGGCGAACAAAGCAGCGGGAUACGUGGCAGCUGUCUUUUUAUUUGUCUUCAACACGUUCCUCGCCAUUGGAUUCGACGGCAUUCCGUUCCUGCUGCCCGUCGAGCUCACGCCACUCCAGACUCGCGCCAAGUCGGUGGCGAUCGCCACAGCAUUCUUCUGGCUGUGCAACUUCUUCGUGGUCAUGAUAUCCCCCGUCCUCAUCGAGAACAUCAAGUACGGCACCUACAUCCUGUGGGCGGGAACGAACUUCGCCUUCAUCCCCAUGAUCUACUUCCUCAUUCCCGAGACCCUGAGAGCCAACCUCGAGGACGUGGAUGUGCUCUUCGAGAACAAUCCGACCUGGUUGAUCGGUCCUGGCUCCCGCAAAAAGCUCGCUGCCAUUAUCUCGAACCGCAGAGCCAGCGAGGAGGCCGAGAUGAACGCUGCUCGCGAGGCAAAGGAGCCGGCUGAGGGCGCCCGUGGUAUGGUUGAACACGACGAGAUGAAGAAGGAGAAGAUGUGA
Molecule: messenger RNA, 1539 nt
Organism: Thermothielavioides terrestris NRRL 8126
Lineage: Eukaryota; Fungi; Ascomycota; Sordariomycetes; Sordariales; Chaetomiaceae
Exons: 7
Coding region: 1-1539 (512 amino acids)
Biological process (GO): carbohydrate transport; transmembrane transport
Cellular component (GO): membrane
Molecular function (GO): carbohydrate:proton symporter activity
Source: RefSeq, a predicted model, not a curated record